Closterium sp. NIES-67 is the source of this 1095-nucleotide messenger RNA. The record is from the annotation of a GenBank genome assembly. NCBI's taxonomy places the organism in Eukaryota, Viridiplantae, Streptophyta, Zygnematophyceae, Desmidiales, Closteriaceae.
ACAGUUCUCACACAAUUCAGGCCCUCAGCUCCAGGAAACCCUAGCACGGAAAGGAGGAGCCCAACUCAAGAAAAUGGCGUCCAGCACGGUUGAGAACGUGAGUGACCAAGUUAGGACGGAUGGCAGGGAGGAUAGGAGCACGUUGCGGAAAUUAGAAUCGGCCAGUCAAGACACAGCUAGUUUGACGAAUCGUUCCAAUUGUGGGGAUGACGGAGGGAAUUGUACGCUUCGCCUUGCCUCGCCAGGAGAUGGAGUUAGUAAGGAAUAUGGUGUGCAAAGAUCCGACGGUACGGAUAGGUCAGGUGUGAACCAGUCGCAGAAGCGACAGCGGGAGGAGUCUUAUGAGCGCCAUGAGCCAGACAGUCAGGAGCCAAUUGGUGGAGUUCACGAUCACCAUGGAACGGGAGUCUCGAAUCCGGCUUCCGAUGAAGACCCUGGCGUUGUCGAUGAGAAAAGGCAAAAGCGGAUGCUAAGCAACCGUGAAUCGGCGAGACGAUCGAGAUUAAGAAAGCAGCACCAUCUGGACGAGAUGAAGCAGCAGGUUGCUCAAUUACGAGCGGAAAACACUGACAUGGUGACGAAGUAUAACCUGGCGUCACGACACUACGCUCAGAUCACUGACGAGAAUCGCGUCCUUAGAUCGCAUGCCAUGGAGCUCAGCCGUCGCCUCCAGCGAUUACACCACGCGGCAACUGCACAGGGUCACACCAUGGGACAUGAAUUCAUGGGCAUGGGACACAUGGAUCCAUCACUGCAGCUUGGUAUGGGAGGGAUGCCGUCUGGUGGCGGCAUGCCGCAUGGUCAGCAUCAUGCAAUGGCUCACAUGCCUCAGAUGGCCCAUCACGUGGCUGGAGCUCAUCCUUCAGCUUUUCAUUACCAGUUUCCAGGCUCCAUGACGCCGGAGCUCACGAGAUGAUUUGGCUUUGAGAGAUUAUGUUCCUCAUAGUAUACUGAACUGACUGCUCAUUAGCACUCAGGUUUGUUCUCAUGCGUGUUCGUGUUCUUGCUAGGUGAUUUCUAAUUUGGUUGGUGUGGUGUGUUCAGUGAGGAGAGAACAAUUUCGUGAUGUACAUUUGUUCAUCUAAUUUUGGAUUU